Messenger RNA from Tuber melanosporum (Perigord truffle), 728 nucleotides. RefSeq lists its product as uncharacterized. Lineage: Eukaryota; Fungi; Ascomycota; Pezizomycetes; Pezizales; Tuberaceae. The coding region runs from base 419 to 613 and encodes 64 amino acids. The transcript has a single exon. The record is from RefSeq and is a predicted model, not a curated record.
UCCACCCUCUCAAUCCUCUCAAUCUACAGAUGCCCUGUCCGUGUUCUGCUACGGUAUUAUUCCCCCCGAGACUUUCCUACCUGACAACCUGACAACCUGACCAUACCAUCCAUAUUCCUUUUUACCGCGAUUGGGCCAUGGGCUAGCGUACCAUACUCGAGUACCGUAGUUGUGCACAGUACAUACCCGACCCAGUAUGCCACUUCCCAUGUGUACUCGUACAUAUAGCACAAUGCACGCUACUCCUUGGAUCCAAGCCCUUACGCCGGGCUCGCUAUUCCCCCCCUUUUUUUCCCGCUUAUUAUUCUAGCAUUGAGUGCGAAAGAGGCAAAAAUGGGAUACGGUAGUGGGAAUUAUCAUGAAGACAUGAUAAUCGCUAAUUAAAAAAGCGUUCUGUCGAUCUGGGCUGCAGGGUGUGAUGCUCAGGCGUAAAGCGACGAAAGAGAAAGCGCAAAUUCGGCUGUGGGCAAAAAAUAAAGCACUGCAGCCAGGAAGCAAGCUGGCAGUCAGGCACCCUUCCUUUUCCCAGGCGGGGGAUCCAAGCCAACCAGCUUUUGCAGCGGACGAGAGAGAUGUGCAUCCAUCUACUUGCGGUGCAUGCGUGUCCCGCUGAUUGCACCCCGCUCGUCUGGGUGAGGGAGAACCUUCUCACUCCCUUUUUUCUCCUGCUUUUCCCUGCCCUUAAUUUUUAUUUUUAUUUUAUUAUUACCGGUAAUUUUUUUUUAUUC